This is a messenger RNA of Vicia villosa (hairy vetch), 540 nucleotides long. RefSeq lists its product as uncharacterized. The coding region runs from base 89 to 334 and encodes 81 amino acids. The record is from RefSeq and is a predicted model, not a curated record. The transcript is spliced from 3 exons. NCBI's taxonomy places the organism in Eukaryota, Viridiplantae, Streptophyta, Magnoliopsida, Fabales, Fabaceae.
CUUCAUUUCCUUGCCAAGACAUUUAUAUGUAGUUUCUCAUUAAGAGAGGAACAAUAAUACACAUAUCCCUUCAUUCCAUAUACUUGCCAUGGAACAUAAAAUCAAAAUUUUCCUUUUAGUUAUACUCUUGGUCUUAAUUCCUUUUCCUUUAUCUUCUGGGUUAGCUGAUCAAGGAUUCAGAGAAAAUAUGCUUCCAACUCAUCACUUUUUUCACAAGGAUGGUAUAAAGACAAACUCAAGGAAGCUAUUGUCCCAUGAUUUUGUGUUGGAUUAUGAUGAAGCAGGACCCAACCCAAAGCAUUCAAAGAAACCUGGCAAUGGCAAGGGUCCUUAAAAUACUUAACAACUAACUAAUUAUAUUCAUAUAUCAUCGUAUAAUAAAACUAUAUAUUAUCAUAUUAUGUAUUUCCCCUCCAAAUGUUUUAUUCAUGUAUGAGGAGAUAUGAUAUGAUUAUAUAGUCAACCACAGGAGCCACUAUUUGUAUGAGUUGUAACUUAUGAGGUAUUGAAUAAAUAAAGUAUGAUUGAUAUUUUUCUUUU